AUGUCAGUUAUGCGACUCUCAGUGUUUGCAGGUGUAGCGUUGAUCGGACUCGUCAAUGCUUCUCUGUUCACUGGGGAUCACCUCAGAUAUCUCCAGAAUGAGACGAGAGCACUAUUUGAACAUGGUUGGCAAGCAUACAUCGAACAUGGUUUCCCUUAUGAUGAGGUGACUCCUCUAACGUGCCAGCCUUUUGGGCCCAGUCCUGAUCGUAACGAUAUCAUCCGCAACGAUGCUCUUGGGAAUGCCCUGCUGAUGGUGCUUGACAAUUUGGAUCUGUUGAUUAUUUUCGAACGUUGGGACGACCUUGAAGAUAUGCUUGGCUAUUUGAAGGAACGUCAAUAUGAUCUCUUCGAUCAAAACCAGAUAGUUCAAGUAUUUGAGUUCUCCAUCCGACUGUUGGGAGGGCUUAUAAGCGCUCAUCUUUUGCUCACGGAUGUUGUGAACCAGUAUACACUCGUUCCAGAGAAAUACGAACGUUGGCAUCGCAUAGCUAUUGAUUACGAUGGCUUCCUAUUAGACAUGGCGUUUACAUUGGGGAAGAAGCUACUCACAGCAUUCAAAACAACCACCCAAAUACCUGUUCCCCGCAUCAACCUUAGGAAAGGUGCAAAGGGCGUCCCCAAACGUUUGCAACAUGAAGGGUGCACACUGGGAGUUACAACUCCAGUUCUUGAAAUGACUUUACUUUCACGUCUUACGGGGGAUGAACUGUUUGAAGCCUACACUCAACAACUGUUCUGGAAGCUUUGGCUGCUGCGUACACCACUUGAACUUUUACCCAUGCUGUUGGACCCUAUAACCAACAAUUGGGUUGAUCUGAUCACAGGCAUCGGAGCGCUGAUAGAUCUGUUCUACGAGUAUGCUGUCAAAGGGGCCAUUGUACUUCGUGAUUCUCGAUUUUGGGAAGUGUUUGACACGUCAUACCGUGCGCUCAUCACCCACCUGAUUUUAGGUGGGGGUCCUCUGGAGUCAACAAUGAUAUGGCGCAAUGUAAACACGCAUGAUGGUACCCAAAACGGCCAGUGGAUCGAUUCUCUUGCGGCGUUUUGGCCGGGUCUUCAGGUCCUUGCGGGAAGAAUAAAGCACGCUGUUUCAAGCCACUGGAUAUAUACCAGCAUCUGGAAUAGUUACGGACUGAUUCCUGAACGCUGGCGGUAUGCAGUCAAUGAAGGUGAGUGCGCCGUCGAUCUAGAAUGGUACCCAUUGAGACCUGAGUACAUUGAGCUGACAUAUUACUUAUAUCGGGCGACCAGGGACCCGAUGUACCUUCACAUUGGUGAACAGGUUCUUGAAGCAUUCAGGACUCGAUUCAUGGCUCCAUGUGGGUUCUCUGGAUACCAGGAUGUGCGAUCUGGCACACGUCAAGACCGUAUGGAGACAUUUGUGCUUGGCGAAACACUCAAGUACUUAUAUCUUUUAUUUGAUGUCAACGAUGAGAUCUUUUUGCAUACGCCAAUCAUGACGCCAAAGAACUGGGUAUUUUCCACCGAGGCUCAUCCUAUUUGGAUGCCCCGUUCAUUUGAUUCAGCGCCUCAAAAGGGCAAUAAUGAUUCUCAUAGAAAAAUGUUCGAUGAUUUGAGGAUAUCCCAAAAGGUCUCGAAAGUUCCAGGAUAUGAUAUGUCAAGUUGUGAGCGACCUGAAAUUACCAAGGGACUCCAAUCUAAUUACUAUCUCAACACCAACUUAUUCAGCGCUCAAGUGGAUUUCCAGCAUUCAUGGCUGAAACCAAUGCAUAUUUCUGGAGAUCAGCUCGAAAUUGACCCGGCAUUUUUCUCGACUUUCCUGAUGGGCUUGCUACCCACUAGUAACCGUCGACCUACGCUGAUGGUUAUCGACGUGUUUUUGGGCGAUAUAACACAUACCUCACAUCAGGAAAUCAACCGAAUCCUGGGUAACGAUAAUCGUAUGUCGAGUGGAGACUUUUGGGUUCCCCAAUUUACUAAUCUCAAAGUUCAGUUUGAACAUUUGGCUCCUGGAAAGGUUGAUGUGUACAACAACGACAUAGAUGCGGAGUACAUUACAGAGCGGAUUCCCAAAGUACUGUCAAACUCUUCUCAAGAACUUCAAUUGAUGCGUGUGCUCAAAGUUAAUGGCAUCGAAGUCCCGCCGGAAACGAUGAUUUGGAUAAGCGGAGAGAAUUUGCCAUCUAUGAUUUCAACUUCCGCUGAAGGGAGAGUAUUCCUUCAAAAUAUUUGCAUUGAAAAUGUUGCUGUGUUGUGA
Messenger RNA from Diutina rugosa, 2220 nucleotides. Its product is annotated as alpha-1,2-mannosidase MNL1. Gene Ontology annotation, cellular component: endoplasmic reticulum; membrane. The coding region runs from base 1 to 2220 and encodes 739 amino acids. NCBI's taxonomy places the organism in Eukaryota, Fungi, Ascomycota, Pichiomycetes, Serinales, Debaryomycetaceae. Gene Ontology annotation, biological process: carbohydrate metabolic process; endoplasmic reticulum mannose trimming; mannose trimming involved in glycoprotein ERAD pathway. The record is from RefSeq and is a predicted model, not a curated record. The transcript has a single exon. Gene Ontology annotation, molecular function: calcium ion binding; mannosyl-oligosaccharide 1,2-alpha-mannosidase activity.